Molecule: messenger RNA, 1118 nt
Organism: Anopheles cruzii
Lineage: Eukaryota; Metazoa; Arthropoda; Insecta; Diptera; Culicidae
Gene: DCTN5-p25
Product: dynactin subunit 5
Exons: 2
Coding region: 33-593 (186 amino acids)
Source: RefSeq, a predicted model, not a curated record
GGUCAUUGUGGAACGCUUUUCACUCUGACCUCAUGAUGGAACUAAGCACGUACUACAAUAAGGAUGAGUACGUCGAAACUGCUUCUGGCAACAAAGUUAGCCGACAGACCAUUCUAUGUGGCUCGCAGAACAUCGUCCUUCACGGCAAGGUGAUCGUGCAGAGUGGGGCAAUCAUCCGGGGCGACUUGGCCGCCGUCCGCACCGGGCGGUACUGCGUCAUCUCGAAGGGUUCCGUCGUCAGGCCACCGUAUAAGCAGUUCAGCAAAGGAGUUGCAUUUUUCCCAUUGGUAAUCGGCGAUCACGUGUUUAUCGGUGAAGGUGCUGUUGUUUCAGCCGCCUCGAUCGGUUCAUAUGUUUACAUCGGCAAGAAUGCCGUCAUCGGCCGCCGAUGUGUGUUGAAAGAUAACUGCAUCAUCGAGGAUGGUGCUAUUGUUCCACCGGAGACGACGAUUGCUAGCUACAUGCGUUACACUGCCGAUGGACGUGUAGAAGGUGGCCAGGGGAAUCCCGACUUUGUACCGCACGCAAUGCUCGAUUUGAUGAUCGAGUUCACCAAAUCGUACUACGAUAACUUCAUUCCAAUAGCGAACUGACGGCACAGGACACUCUCGGUCCGAUCGAGAGUCUAGCGUGUGCAGUGAACGCAAUGUCGUAUCAUCUUCCACCAACCCCAGCUCUCAUCCGUGUAAUGUAAUCGUUAUUCUUAAAGAUAUGUAUUUAUUCAAAAGCAACAAAUAAUAACUCCGUAAACGGUCGAAUAUAACCAUAUAGCCCUGUUUUUAAUCGAGAUUUAUUGAUCCAUGAAACAAAAAAGGCGCGGGAGUGUAGUAGCAAUAGGACCAACAGAAAUGCAGUUCUUUUAAAUCAUCAUUUUUCGUAACCCAGUAUCAGAGAAACGUGCUUCUUGUUAUGGUCUUUAGCAUUGAUGGUUAGUAAUUAUACGAAACCCUUGUGGCCGAGUUCGCAUUCACUUCUUGCCCGACUUUUUAAUUCCCCCUUGCAGCAAAGGUCCGCCUUUCGAAGCCUUCUGCUUGGCUGCAUCCAGUGCUUUCUGCUGCUCCUUUUGUUUCUGUUUGAAAGCCACAUCUUCUUCGUCUAACUCCCCCUGAUCCUUUUUC